GGAAAGGGGCGGUACCGCUUUAAACACGCCGCGCGCGCUCCCGCGGACGUCAAAAAGGCUGGCGGCGGUGACGCUGAUGUGUUUGGUGCCACGACGGCACGGACAGACGCGGCUGACAGGACGGUUCUUCACUCAAGCAGCCGCUUUGCUCCGGCCGGCAGGAAGUGUCUGAUGAGUACUUUUACAGCCAGCUGAUGGCGUCCACUUUCAACUGAAAAUAGUCCAACAGCUGCCUGCGAUGGAGCUGAAGGAGUGACGGGCUUAAUGCUACAGGAUACGAUUAUAAAACUUUUUUUUUUCAAAGUUCUCUUGAUCAAACAUUUCUUUUGAUCGAGUGGAACCAUGGGGGCCACAGGCUACGGCUACUACCGGGGGACAAUCUUCUGUUGCAUGUUCAUUGGCUACAUGCUCUAUUUCUUCAACAGGAAGACAUUCUCCUUUGUCAUGCCCGCUGUGAUGGAUGAAAUUAGCCUGGACAAAGAUGACUUGGGUCUGAUCACCAGCAGUCAGACCAUGGCAUACGCCAUCAGUAAAUUCAUCAGCGGUGUGUUGUCGGACCAGAUUAGUGCCCGCUGGCUUUUCUCCAUUGGCCUCUUUGUGGUGGGAGGCAUCAACGUGGUUUUCUCCUGGUCUUCUACUGUGAAUAUGUUCGCUGUGCUGUGGUUCGUUAACGGGCUGGGACAAGGCUGCGGCUGGCCGCCAUGUGGGAAGGUCCUACGUAAGUGGUUCGAGCCGUCCCAGUUUGGAACAUGGUGGUCUGUGCUGUCCUGCAGCAUGAACAUGGCGGGAAGUCUAGGUCCGAUAUUGGUCACCGUACUCCUCCACUACUAUGACUGGAGGACCAUCCUAACAAUGUCAGGCAUCUUCUGUGCUGCCUUCUCGCUUGUGACCCUGUUGUUGGUGAAGAAUGAACCAAAGGAUGUGGGCCUUCCCAGUCUUGUGGUAGCGGCCAAGAAGGGAGCAAAGCGAGGCAUCAGUGAAAGCACCCUGAGUGAGUUCCUUCUCUCGCCGUUUCUUUGGGUGCUGUCUCUGGGCUACCUGGUGGUGUUUGGGGUGAAGACAGCUGCAACUGACUGGGGGCAGCUGUUCCUCAUGCAGGAGAAAGGCCAGACUGCUCUAAUGGGCAGUACGUACAUGAGUGCCUUGGAGGUGGGAGGAUUCCUUGGCAGCCUUGCUUCAGGCUUUAUCUCUGACAGAGCUGUUGCGCGCUGUGGCCUGGGCACACAUGGCAACCCCCGCCAUGGCUUGCUGAUUGUAAUGAUGGCUGGUAUGUACAUCUCAAUGUACCUCUUCAGGGUCACCAUCACGCCUGAAAUCCCAAAGGAGGCUCCUCUUUGGGUCCAAGUCCUCCAUCCUGUGUCUGUGCUCCUCGGUGUCUCUGAAAGAGAGAUCUGGAUUCUCUUUCUCGGUGCCAUGUUUGGAUUUUCCUCCUACGGACCAAUCGCUCUGUUCGGUGUGAUUGCAAGCGAAUGUGCGCCCCCCAACUUUUGCGGAACCUCCCACGCUAUCGUAGCUCUGAUGGCUAACGUGGGGGCUUUUGUUGCCGGCCUUCCCUUUAGCACUGUAGCCAAACAACACAGCUGGGACAUGGCGUUCUGGGUCGCCGAGGUCUUAAUGGCUGUCACAACCGUUUUGUUCUUCCUGGUUCGCAACAUGCGCACCAAGAUGGGAAGAAGAGAGAAGAUGGAAUAAAGUACACUGUUAAUGUUGUUACUCACGGUAACGGUGCUGCGUACAUCAUAAUGCACAUAAACGCCACAUCAAAUCUCCUAGUGCACAUUGAACUCAGGGUUAAUUUAUUUAGUUGCUUAGAAUGUGAAAACUAAGAAUUUGACCGCCUGCUGAUUUUGUAAGUUUACCCCCCCAUACAAAAAUAUUUAUUUACAAACGUACAUACAGAAAGCAAUACAAAAUACAUAUAAUUGAUAAAUACAAUGGCUAAAUGAACAUUUAACAUGGAAGAUGUUACUUUCUUUAUUGAAUUUAUUAGUGUUUGUCACCUUCUUUAUCAAAAUGCUGACAUGGUGGCUUGUUUUGUAGUACUGAGACCGAAUCACCGAUGCGUGGGAUUCUUUGUUUAGGCACAUGAUUCCGCAGAAUGAUAGGCAGUAAUAUAUGUAGGUUCAUUUUUGUCCUUAAAAUACAAUGUAUAAAAAUUCAGUGCAGACAAAAAUGUUGCUUCAAAACGCAAGACCCACUUUUAUGGAGGUUAAUGUAUGUAUUUAUUACCAAAGCUUCUUUUUUACACUGAAUUUAUGUAACUGAAUUUUUUCGCGUUUUAAUUUUGAGAACUGAAUAUUAAAACACUGCAUUUUAACAAACUGAAUGUUUAAACACAUGCAUUUGCUUACACAUUUGUAUUCUGUAAAAUUGUCAGCAUAAUUUCAUGUUAAUUUAUGGAGGUACAUUUGUGUCUUUAUUACAAAAGCUUUUUUUGACACUGAUUUUAUAAAACACAAUUUUUUGCAUAUGAAUUUUGUGAACGGAUUUUUAUUUGUAUUUUUUUUUUACAUCAAAUGAUGCUGACAAUUUCACUCAAUAAAAAUUUGAGAGAAAAAUUGUGUUUGAAUAUUCAGUUUGUUAAAAUUCUGUGGAAAAAAAUUUGGUGCAGAAAUAUUUAUCGCUUCAAAACUCACUUCCGGCAAAUGAAGACUGAAGCAAUCGAGCUUGCCUUAGAACCAGCCAAUAAGGUGUCACGUUUGAAGUCACAUGACACAGGUCGAAUAUUUCUGAGCUGAAAUUUUACACACUGAAUUUUAAAACACAAAUUUUGCUUACAAAUUAUAAUCAAUAGAAUUGUCACAUACCUGCCAACUUUUGAAAUCAGAAAAACCUAGUAGCCAGGGUCCAGGGGCCGCAGGCCCCGGUAGGUCCAGGACAAAGUCCUGGUGGGGGGUUCAGGGGGGCUUCUCCCCCCGACGCAAAAUGAUUAUUAGCAUUCAGACAGGUUAAAAUGUUGCUAAAACCAUCACUUUUCUAUCAGUCACAGUGACUUUUCAAAACAAAAAUAUUACAGCAAAAAUCAUAUGGGUUGAUUGACAUGUUUAUUCUGUAAACUAACUUCAAUAGUUUGAAAUUAUUUUGACAGUUAAUGCCAGUUAUCCUGUCAACCUUUCACAAGACUUCAAUUUGUUAAUUUAAAGUAUAAACAGUAUAAACACUUUUUACAGUAAACAAAUGGUAAAACAGUACUAAACAAUUCCAUUAAAAAAAAAAUUGGUGUCAUUAUUAACUUUCUGUCCAAGCUUGUAUAAUCUACUGCCUUGUUCAAUUGUAAAAAAUAUUCUGUGCCUAAAAUUCACAUUUCUAUCACAAUUAUCAUACUGUAAACAUGGUAAGCUAACUUCAUUAAAAUUAAUAGUCCUGUCAAUAGCAUGGAAUUACAAUUCAAAUGUAGUUUUUUUGUAAGCCUUUCAAAAGAAUUCAAAAUAUGAAAAAUUAAUGAAAAUUAAUUUAAGCCAUCAGACACUUGAAAAGUGGCACAUCACAUCUCUAAUGUAAUCAUUUUAACUUUUCAACAGAAAUAGCACUGCAAAAAUAUUAAGGACAUACUUCUGUAUUUUGGUAGUUAUGCUGUCAACAUUUAACAAGAUUUCUUCAACUUGGACUUGAAAGCAUAAAUAGUAUAAACACUUUUAACAGUAUAACAGUACUAAACAAUUCCAAUAGAUAACAUUAGUGUCAUUACCUUUUUGUGGCUAAAAUCCGAAAAACGUUGAAAGUUUUCCACUUGUAUCGCUAGCAACGGCAUUAGACUUGUGUUCUUUUGUCCCAAGGUGGUCUUUUACAUCGCUAAUUCCUCCGUGUCCGAUCGAAAAAUCUUGUCUGCACAAGGUGCAAUUCGCGUAGUUUUCACCCUUUUUGGAACGGAUAAUUAUUCCCGGAUAGGCUUUUGAAUAUUCUUCACGGAAUGACUGCAGUUUUCUUUUCGGUUUAAGACUCGUUUGCAAAUUUUCUCCGGCUGAUUCCAUGAUCGUUCGCUCGUUUGGAAACAAUGCCUCGUGCUUGGCAGCGGUGCUAUAAAUAACCUCGCGCAUUUUUAAAAAAUAUUUUUUUUUAAUUAAUGAAAAACCGUAUUUUUUAUCACUGCAAUCGUAACCCGGAAUAGGUUGAUGAAAACCGUACUAAUUACGGGAAAACCGGAGUAGUUGGCAGGUAUGUUGUCAGCAUAAUUUGACUUAAAAAAAUCAGCGUACAAGAUUCAAACACAAACAAAUUCAGCUGCUAAAGUCAGUGUGCAAUGUUUUGCCAAAAAUGAAGUGCUAAAAAUGAAUCGUAAAAAAACUGAGGUGCCAAAGUCAUUACUGUUUGAUACCAAUGUAUCAAAUAUAGUUUUCAACAUGUUCUUACUUCCUGUUCAACCACACAGGCACACAAUAUGAUCUAUUUUAAUGCUUACGCCAAUUUCUGAUACUAGUAUUUUAAAUGCUAAAGGUGUAUGCCAAAAACAAAGACAUUGACUGCAGGUUAACCUUAUUUUCCGUAUUGAAUGUGUACUGAUGGGGUGUUUGUAUUUUGGAAUAGUUGUCUAAAAUAUAUUUGCACAUAUUUGCUCAUUAUGAUGACAAACAUGCUCAUUAUUAUUAAGGCAUUCAUCACACACUGUUGGCUGUAUGGAUUCAGAUUUUUAAAAACAUUGUUUUUUAAGAGAUUGACUGUCAAUUAUGGCUAUACUGUACUAUUGUAUGUACUAUUGUAAUACUACUGUUGUAGGAUACAAAGGACAUAAUACUGGACAUUUUUUAAAACCUGUGACUUUUGUCAAUUAUUAAUGGGAAUCCACUCAGUGCCUAUUUAGCAUUGAUUUAAGGUCAUGUAAGAUUUAUGUUUUAGUCCCAAUAAAAAUAUCAAUACAAAGUGCUUUUAAAAUUUAAAUUGUGUAUUUUUGGACACAGAAGGGGCUAUUGUCUUUGAUUUAAAACUACCAAUUGACAUCAGUGCCUAACUAUUGUGGUUGUGUGCUUAUUCAAAAUAAUACCUAAAAUAGCACCAAUAUUAAAAGACAAUCUUAUUGUUCCUUAUUAUCCACUACACUCGUUUCAUCUUGUCUAGUAGUGGAAACACCACUCAAACACAAGCAGAAAUAGACAUAUAUACUACACAUUGACAGAGUAUCCAUCUUUAAAGACUUAAGAUGUAAUAUUUGACAGUAUCAUAGACUUUUAGAUUUUUCCGUUCUCCGUGUUUCUCAAAAGCAAAAAGAAAAAUGUACCUAUUCAUUCCGCCAAAUUUAUUUUUGGCAUCCGUCUUUAAAGAUGGAUAUCCCUCAGGUCUGCGACCCCUGGUAGCCUUGCUAACUUCCUGUUAGCCUGACGAGCAUACAGUGCAUCCGGAAAGUAUUAAAGUGCUUCACUUUGACAUUUUGGUAUAUUACAGCCUCAUUCCAAAAUUGAAUAAAUUCAUUUUUGUCCUCAAAAUUCUA
Messenger RNA from Nerophis lumbriciformis (worm pipefish), 5422 nucleotides. RefSeq names its product glucose-6-phosphate exchanger SLC37A4-like. The record is from RefSeq and is a predicted model, not a curated record. Gene Ontology annotation, cellular component: endoplasmic reticulum membrane. Gene Ontology annotation, molecular function: glucose 6-phosphate:phosphate antiporter activity. Gene Ontology annotation, biological process: phosphate ion transmembrane transport; glucose-6-phosphate transport. Lineage: Eukaryota; Metazoa; Chordata; Actinopteri; Syngnathiformes; Syngnathidae.